CCGGCAUCAAAGUCGGCACUCCUUGUGUUUGUCCUUCCUGCCAUCUGCUUCUGCCAUGGCGGUGCUCUCCUCCCCUUCAUCCAGAUCCGUUUGUUGGUCGCAUUCGUCGUCCCCUUCGUCAUCCUCGCCGCCGUCGAUAUCGAGUUCAAUCGGCGUCUCGGAUGGCCGCCGUGGCUCCAAGCUUCGGAUCGUCUCGAAGGGGAGGAAUCGUAUAUCGCGAGAGGCUCUUGUUAGUGGGAAGACACAGGAGGCAUGGUCUGGGAGAGAUGGACAGGGGAAGGGGAAGAAGAAGGGCGGGAGUGGAGGUGGUGCUGCUGGGGCGAUGAUGUGCAGCGCGGAGGGGAUCGGGAGGCGGUUGGAGAGAGGGCAGGUUGGCAGGGCGGCGGUGGCGAUUCCGGAACGGGCGAAGGUGUUGCUGAUGUUGGCGGUGGUCAUGUGCCUCUGCAACGCGGAUCGGGUGGUGAUGUCGGUCGCGGUGGUCCCGCUUGCGUCCCGCUACGGGUGGAGCAGCUCCUUCUUAGGAAUCGUGCAGUCGUCAUUUCUGUGGGGAUAUCUCAUUUCAUCGGUUGCCGGAGGAGCUCUUGCGGACAGAUACGGGGGUAAACGAGUUUUGGCGUGCGGUGUGGCGGUCUGGUCCCUGGCCACCUUCCUCACUCCGUGGGCCGCCAACCAUUCCACCGCCAUGCUUUUGGCGGUCCGCGCUCUCUUCGGCCUGGCCGAAGGCGUCGCCUUUCCUUCCAUGAGCACGCUUUUAUUCCGAUGGUUCCCAUGCAGCGAGCGAGCCAGUGCAGUCGGCAUUUCCAUGGCUGGUUUCCAUAUGGGAAACGUGAUAAGCUUUCUUGCAUCGCCAAUUAUACUGUCGAGCAUUGGGAUCAAUGGGGCCUUUGCCUUCUUCGCCGCUCUCGGUUUCAUCUGGCUGUCGGCAUGGACGCUGGGAAUCACGAACGAUCCUCGCGACAGCCCUCGGAUUAGCCAGGCUGAGCUGCAGCUGAUUCGAGCUGGGAAGAUGGAUUUGAAGACGGAGAACAGCCAACUUCCACCCCUUCGCUACUUGCUCUCCAAGCUACCCGCCUGGUCUUGCAUUCUUGCCAACAUGGCCAACAAUUGGGGGUACUUCGUACUUCUAUCCUGGUUGCCCGUCUAUUUUAAGACUGUUUACAACGUGAACCUGAAGCAAGCGGCGUGGUUCAGUGCGGUACCAUGGGGAGUAAUGGCGUUGUCUGGUUACAUCGCAGGAGCUUCUUCGGACUUCAUGAUCAAAUCUGGAUGCAGGAUAACAAAAGUUAGAAAGCUCAUGCAGUCGAUCGGUUUUAUUGGACCAGCGGUGUCAUUGUUGUGCUUAAGGUAUGCACAAACACCAACAGCAGCCGCAGUUCUCAUGACCAUUGCUCUGAGCUUGAGCUCUUUCAGUCAAGCUGGCUACUUUCUUAACAUACAGGACAUUGCUCCAAAAUAUGCAGGAUUUCUACAUGGGAUUACAAACUCUGCUGGCACACUGGCAGCUAUUAUCAGCACCAUCGGAACAGGCUACUUCGUGCAGUGGUUGGGAUCAUUCCAAGCCUUCCUCACACUCACUGCAGCACUCUACUUCGGCACCACAGUUUUCUACAAUCUACAUGCAACUGCAGAACAGGUUUUCUUCUGAUUUUUUGUGAGUAUUUUUUUGUGUGUACGAUUAGAGAGGUUCGUGUAGGUGGAUUCAACAAAUGAAGUUGUAAUAUUCGUCCAUCAUCACUCUCAGUUGUUAACGAUGAAUGCUUGUCAGAACAACAGGGACGUGCCAUGUAUUAGAACAACGAGGGAAGAUUAGCAUGAGCAUUGUUAAUUAGGAUCAAUCUCAAUACUCUCGUUUGUAAGAUCUAAUAUUUGGUUCCUAUAUGUUUCUGGAUCAAAGAUAAAUUCAGUCCAGCCAUAUCAGUCUCAAUA
Musa acuminata subsp. malaccensis (wild Malaysian banana) is the source of this 1926-nucleotide messenger RNA. RefSeq names its product probable anion transporter 2, chloroplastic. Gene Ontology annotation, biological process: transmembrane transport. The record is from RefSeq and is a predicted model, not a curated record. NCBI's taxonomy places the organism in Eukaryota, Viridiplantae, Streptophyta, Magnoliopsida, Zingiberales, Musaceae. Gene Ontology annotation, molecular function: transmembrane transporter activity.